This is a messenger RNA of Leishmania mexicana MHOM/GT/2001/U1103, 1341 nucleotides long. RefSeq lists its product as hypothetical. The record is from RefSeq and is a predicted model, not a curated record. The transcript has a single exon. The coding region runs from base 1 to 1341 and encodes 446 amino acids. Gene Ontology annotation, molecular function: protein binding. Lineage: Eukaryota; Euglenozoa; Kinetoplastea; Trypanosomatida; Trypanosomatidae.
AUGGCGACUGUGCUGAACCGCAGGUUUGACGUGCUCUGCCACAGCGGCACGUGCUCGCCCUACCUGAUCGACGUCUUGUCGCUUCUCGUGGCACACGCCAACGAUACAGAGCUGUUCAAGACAGAGCUGCGUAAAAGUGAUGGUGGCGAGCUCGGCGCUGCCGCUACCGGUGCAGGCAGUGCCUAUGUGACAUCUUCCACUGACCCUGCGAGUCGCACCGACCGGGCGGUCGGUGAGGCACGCGAGCGGCAGGCGGCAGACCGGCGUACCCAACUCAUGUACAAACAAGUGGAGGACCCCGAGGCCCUCGACGACGCGCUGCGCGCGUCGCACGAGACCGUUCUCAUCGCCGCUGAGCGUAGUCUGCAGACGUACACGGAGGAUUUGAAGCACAUCAACGACAUUGCCAUGGCCACCUCCGCCAAGCAGCUGCGGGCGAUGCGGGUGGAAACGCAGCAGCAGAUGGAGGCGUUUCGCGACUGCGUCUGCGGAAGUGUCGUGGCGCAGACGAAGGAGGAAUUGGAGGUAAUACGCAGCGAGCUGGUCGCAUCGGUUAGAGCUGAUGUGAGCGACAUGGUGAGCGAGCUGCAUCAGGUGAGCUUGAGCACCCAACAGCAGCUCCAGCAGUUAACGUCUUCCUACACAGACUUUGUGGCUCAGGCUCACGACGCACUUACCAUAGCCCCACUCGCGGAUGCCCACGAGGCCGUGAAGACGGUAGAGUACAUGCAGGAGCAGCUGAAGUGCAUAGAGGCAGCGGCGGCCACCCGGUCAGACGUGGAGGCGCUGGGGAAGCGGCUGAAGGACUUGGAGAGCGUCAUGACGACUCUGAGGUCGGUUCCAAGGACACCUGAUAUCGGCACGGCCGCAGCGUCUCGCGAUGGCUUCUCCAUGAAUGUGCCCCUUCCUCCGGCGUUGUCGCAGCAAAAACCGGUGCUUUCCAAUCGGAGGGCCUCUAACCGCAGCCAAACGCCGAAGUCCACGUCACCACCGCUGUUGCACCUGCACGUGUCGCGAUCAGGCAGUGUGAAGGGUGAAACGUCAUCGCCACCACCGGCGUCGCCGACACCGCCAGCGCAGAGAACACUCGCGGAGCGUCUCGGCGUCACGGUGGAGGCUGCCGAGGAUGGAGUGGUGCUCGCUGAAGUAUUGCCCGGAUCGGCGGCCGCUGCGCAUCGACUCGGCGUAGGCCACGUCAUCUCUCACGUGGGCCGCACGGCCGUGACGACCCCUGCUGUGUUUGAGGAAGCCCUCCGUGCGAUUGAGGGGCAGGCCGUGAGGAUCACCGCCUACGACCCCUUCAACGGUCGCGUUCGCGUACUGACAGCGCAGCCUUUUUGA